Molecule: messenger RNA, 1776 nt
Organism: Wyeomyia smithii (pitcher-plant mosquito)
Lineage: Eukaryota; Metazoa; Arthropoda; Insecta; Diptera; Culicidae
Product: TWiK family of potassium channels protein 12
Exons: 1
Coding region: 608-1651 (347 amino acids)
Biological process (GO): stabilization of membrane potential; potassium ion transmembrane transport
Cellular component (GO): membrane
Molecular function (GO): potassium ion leak channel activity
Source: RefSeq, a predicted model, not a curated record
GGUGAGUUUCACGCAGUUCAGCACGAAACCUAUUGCUGCGAAAACGCGUUUUCCUCAUAGCUCGAACGUAAGAAGAUCGUCAUUAGUACCGAGUACCUUCAAAAGUGGAAAUAUCGCCAAUCUCCGGAGCUUUUCUGCUAAUGUUGCUAAACUGAUGUGAUAUUCGGGUUAGAAUUCACGAUUGUGACAUUUGAUUGCACUGAACGCGCUAUUGAUGACCGAAAAAGGAACAAAUGUUGAACCUUUUGACACAAAGUGACAGUUCAGUUUCAUGACGGAGAAUUUAAAACCGCGAGUGUGAAAAGUCGGAGAAUGAGCGCAGCCGUAGAUAUCGAUGAGAGGAAAAUCAAACGAUUGUAAGCGCUUUGGAGAGUGGGAGAAAAACUACGCUGAGCGAAUCGUUAGCGCGUCCUAACUAGGCAGAUCGAAAUGGGUGGAAAAUGAUGAUCAAGGUGGAAAGAGCGACAUAUGGAAAUUGGGCCUUAUGAAAAAGUCUCAGUCUUGUUUGCAUUUAUAAUUAGUGGUGGUGAGAAAGCACGCAGAGUCCAGAGGCAGAUCAGGCGGAAUAAACAAAUUAGUGGGAAAAGUGAAGGCCGCAAGUUUGAAGAUGAAUCGUCAGCGGUCGUCGGUACGGAGUAAAGGCUCUUCUUCGACCACCACCAGUGAUCCGCGCGAGAAGGUGAAAGAUUGCUGCCGCAAGUUUAUUGCGUUUAUGUGCACUCAGGUCGGCGUCGGAGGAUUAAUUGUUGUAUACGCUCUGGUCGGAGCGGCUAGUUUUAUGUCUAUUGAGACUCAGGAACCAAAUCCAUUGAUAGAACAUGUCGCUAAUUUGCGGCGAAAUUGCGCUGCCGAACUGUGGGAUGUAACCGAACAAUUGAAUCUGUUCAAUAGUUCCAUUUGGCAUAUAGAAGCGGAUGUGGUGCUGAAAUACUAUCAGGGUAAUUUUACUGAAGCCGUACGCCGCGGCUACGAUGGACGAACACCGGAAGAGACGUGGAACUUCCCAGCCGCGUUAAUGUUUUGUUUGGCUGUGUUUACAAUGAUCGGCUAUGGAAAUAUGGUACCACGAACGGCUUGGGGUAAAGGAGCAACCGUAAUUUAUGCCACCUUUGGUAUACCGUUGUACAUUUUGUACUUCAUGAAUAUGGGAAAAGUCCUCGCUUCGACCUUUAAGUGGCUCUACACGUGGUUGCACGAAUGUAGCCACGAUCAGGAUGAUGAUCUCGGAGUCGAGGAUGGUAGCGGGUUGGCGCAACGGAAGCGGAUCAUAGUCCCAACGACGGCCUGUCUUUGGGUGAUUUCGAUCUAUAUUGCCACCGGUACAAUCAUGUUUGCGGAAUGGGAAAAGUGGUCCUACCUGGACUCAGCGUACUUCUGCGUAACCAGUUUGUGCAAAAUAGGGAUCGGUGAUCUUGUGCCCGGAGCGAAUAUUCUCGACUCGCAGAGCGGAAAACCUACCAAGCUAGUAAUCAAUUUUGUUUACAUGCUGCUCGGCAUGGGUUUAGUCGCCAUGUGCUACAUACUAAUGCGUGAGGAGGUGCGGAUAAAGAUGCAGGAAAUAAAGGAAGACACCCGGCUUUGUUUAGAAGACAUGAGCUCCAAGUUCGCGAAGUGCUUCGGCAGUAAUAAAGAUUCCCAGUACUACGAUUGAAAUUCCAACAAUAGCAGAAACGUAACUACUAUAAAACUAAUAAUUUUAUGUGAAAUUUUUUUUUCUAUCCGAUACUUAGUGGAAUUGUUGUCUUAAAUUAAGUGAGGAGAGUAAUAAAGUUCGAU